CUAAAAGCAUCGAUAAUUGAGUUUGCCAGUGUUGGAAGUAUUGGAACUCCCUUCGUUAUUAAAAUUUGCUCCCCAAAAUCCAAUUUAAGUAGGUAAGUAAAUAUUCUUUAUUGCACCAAUAAUUACACAUUUUACAUACUUGUAAAACUACAAAUAAAUUUUAAAGGAAAAUAGAACAACAGGCGGUCUUAUCGCUAAAAAGCGAUAUCUACAGUUAUAUUAUUGCAAUAUCCAGUCUGUUAUUUUUUGGUCUGGUGUUGGCAACUGACCGCGUGUCAUAAGAUAAGACGGCCGUAAUAAAGUCACAGACGAUUAAGUAACCCGAUUUUCACACCAAUAAGGACCACGUUUUCGGUGAGGCACCUGCAAUCUGCUGUUAUUUGUAAAACUUCAGUUUUGUAUCUUUCUAACAAACACAAAAAUCAACAUUACGUUGAUAUGGGCAGAACCGAUUAUCAACGGCUUAUUUUAUUAGUUCAUUUGACAAACGUUCAUGAAUUGCGUGCGUCGUUGAGGCUUUUUGUUCGUUAAAUCACAUUUAUAAUUAUAAUCGUGUCUAUAUCGAAUAUAUUAUGUAUAUAACCUUUAUUUAUGUGUAGUGUGUGGUUUGAAAAUGUGAUGUCUAACCCCAAACUUUUUCAUAGACUUUUCGUCGGUUAGUUACACAAAUCUCUGUUAGACAUUUUGCUGGGACAUCACUGACAUCAGUUAGCCGCGACCAUGCCUAGUGAAACCUGUGUCGAAACGUCGGUAAAUAAAGCUCGCACUAAGAUAUCAGAAAUUCUCGGCCUCGACUACGACACCGGCACGGACUUGGGCUCCGUCCCUGAAAGGGAAUGGCGUCUGCUGGCCGCCCUCGCGAAGAAGAGGAAAGAUGAAGACGAUAGAGAGAGACUGGCUGAUCAGUUCCAUAGGAUGUGGCUGCAGGAGAAAGAGGGACGGGAGAUGAUGGAAGCCCAAACCUCCCUGCAAUACAAGCGUUUCAUCAACCGCAAGCGUGAAGACGAGCGCCUCUGGCACGAACACCGCCGAACGCUGAAGAACCUCGAGCACCAUAUGCAGAAAGACCAGCUGCAGAACACCAUCAGGUGGAAAGAGCGGAAGGCUGAGGAGCUACUGGCUUGGAGGGAAGACAAGAAGACAUCGGAACUGGUCAAUAGGGUGCUAGAAGAUGAAGCCCGCGCAUUUCUAGCAGCGGAACGAAGGUCACGCCAAGAAUCGGCCGAUGAGUGGAGAAGACUGGUCGAAGUGGAGGAGACUAAGAGGAGAGCUGAUCAUGCGGAUAAGAGGAGAAACGAGAUUCUUCGGGAUUCAUCUAGGCGUAUAGCAAUAGUCAGCGCCCUAAACACCUGGGAAAGCUCACUGCUCCGCGAAGAGCUAGCCGCCUCGGACGCGGCCAGACGCGCCCAAUACGCCAUGCUGGCGACACUGGCGUCUGCGCGAGGGGAGAGAGUGACGCGGGCGAGGGACCUGAAGAGGAGGCGCGCGAGGGCUGUCGCCGCGAGGUGCGAGAUGUGGAGGGACGCGGUUAGGCGAGGGAGUUACUAGUUAUUGUUGUAUUUUUAAACGGAUGAUUGUUUAGAAAUAUAUAUAUUACAUAAGUUAAUAUUCUCCUAUGGCCGAUCUCUGAUAGUAAUUUGAAUUUAGUACCUUUUUCUACUGACAAGUGUUAUGACAUAAACUGUACAACGCGUCCAUAUGGACCAUGCGCGUUGGAGGGUCAGCCAUCUUGUGGCCUGAAUCGGAACUAUAAACAUGUACAUUUACACGUCACGUGCUUUCUUGUGCAUAGUGAGUGCUGCCAUCUUGUGGGCUAAAUUGGAACAAUAAACAUCACAUUUACGCCUCGCGCCAAAAAUCUGACGGCUCCUGUGCUGCCUCCUAUGGUUCAUGCACGCUCCCCAUUAAAUAAAUCCAUACGCUAUGCUGGUGACACUGACGUCUGUUGAUACCCAGUUUAUAUAGCGAUAUUGUUAGUUUGUGCAAAUUAAGAUGCUCGAUCGAGGCGUCCAUGUUAAACAAAUCCUAAUAUGUGCGCUUUAGUGCACGCUACUCAAAUCCAACAAGCGUACAAAUUUCUUGAUUAUUAUUUAUCGAGACUAGGCAGGAACAUACUUCAGGUAAAUGUUUUUUUAAGUACGUUCCUGCCUACCUGCGUCAAUAUGUAAGUAAAAGAUCGGCCAUGAUGUAAAGGUUUCGAGGGAUUUACAUACAUACAUGUGUCGAGACCUCUCUGUUUGGUGUAAAAUUAAGUUUUAGACGGUUGAUUUUUUAGAUAAAUUUAGAAAAUAAUUAUACUUUAUUGAGCUUACCAUAACUAACUACUCAAUGUAAAUCGUAUAGGAAAUUUUAAAUCGAGGUGUGCUGUGUUGUAUGUAAUAUAAAAUAUAGCGAGAUACUUACCAUUAGUGGUUAAAAUAAAUUAUUGUAACGACAUUUAAUUCUUUUUUUAAUUUUAUUUUGUCAUUAGCUUAAGUAAAAAUAUCACUAAAUAAACCUUAAAUACAA
Messenger RNA from Cydia pomonella (codling moth), 2508 nucleotides. RefSeq names its product golgin subfamily A member 6-like protein 2. The transcript is spliced from 5 exons. Bases 721 to 1548 code for a protein of 275 amino acids. NCBI's taxonomy places the organism in Eukaryota, Metazoa, Arthropoda, Insecta, Lepidoptera, Tortricidae. The record is from RefSeq and is a predicted model, not a curated record.